Molecule: messenger RNA, 2040 nt
Organism: Scutellospora calospora
Lineage: Eukaryota; Fungi; Glomeromycota; Glomeromycetes; Diversisporales; Gigasporaceae
Source: the annotation of a GenBank genome assembly
AUGUUAAAAAGAUUUUUGAGUCAAAAAGUUGUAGUAAACGAUAAGUUGAGUUCGAGCAAUCGCCGUUCUGCGCGUAAUUCACGUUACUGGACACGUUUAGAAUUAAGAGUUUUAGAGAACCUUGUUUCUAAAUAUGGUCAAGAUUGGAAAAAAGUGGCGGAGCAUAUACCUGAUAGAAUGGCAAGUGAAUGCGAAUCACAAUAUUUAAUCAUGUCCUCAUCCGACUAUUUCUCAUCUCGUGUUAAAGCAAAAAACACUCGUGUAAAAGGUACUAGGACAAAACUUAAAUCUAAACCGAUUUUAACUGAAGAAGAAUGUGAAUUUUUGAACAAUUUAAUUGGGAAAUAUGGUUGUAGAUGGUCAAAAAUUUCAAAGCAUUUUCCAACAAAGAGUUUAAACUCAAUAGAAUCAUUUGUACGUAAGAAUCCAAAUAAAUUUUCAUCUAUUUUCAAAUUUCCGGAAAGAUUAAGAAAACACAGAAGUUGGACUGAGAGUGAAAUGAAAUUAUUAAAUAAUCUAAUUAUGAAAUAUGGUCGUAAUUACGAUGCAAUUUCAAGAAGAAUACUUGGUAGGACUUCGGAAGCCGUAUCUCGAUUUUUGCCACGUCAUUCACCAGAUUUACCGGCGCUUCGUAAUGCGAAUAUUUUAAGAUGGUUCAAAUCUUCAAGUCUAUGGACUGAUCGUGAAACACGUACAUUAAAUGAUCUUGUUGAACAAUACGGUAAUGAUUGGUUUCUUAUAUCAAGUAAAAUUUACGGGAGAACAGCAUUUGCAUGUCAAGAUAAAUUUUAUGCAUGUUGGCAACCGAAUAAAAAUAAAAAAGAAUUAGUCUUACAUAGCUGGCCACAAGAAGCAAUUCAAAUUUUGGAUUACUUAAUAUCAAAAUAUGGCAAAUGGCAAAUAAUACCAAUUCUUUUACCUGGGAUGACACCAUUUCAUUAUUAUAUGCGUUCUGCGACUAAUAUUUGGGGUUGGAGAAAUCAUGAGAUAUCACUUUUAAAAGAUUUAAUACAAAAGUACGGUCAUGAUUGGAAAAAAAUUAAGGCAUAUCUUCCACAUAAACGUAUUAAUUCGAUCGAACUUCAUGUAAAAACAAAUUCACAACUUUAUAAUAUUGAAGAUCAUAAAAAUAGAUCAGAACUAUAUGAAAUUGGACAGAAUUUUGGAGUACAAAGGCGAUGGAGUGCGGAUGAAUUGAGAAGACUUUUAGAACUAAGAUCACAAUAUGAAACAGAUUGGUGUAAUAUUUCCGAGGGGCUACCUGGUAGAUCACCAUCCGCGUGUUUUUACAAAUAUCAAGUAAUGACAAGGUUAUUAUUGAAAGUCGGAAAAGAUUGGCAUUCUAGUAGUAUCAUACAAGUUCAAGACUUUUUUCAGAAAUAUGGACCGGAUUGGGAAUUGAUAUCACAAAAUGUACCAGACAAAAGUCCUGUUGAAAUACAACAAUUGGUAAAUGAUAAUCCGAUAUUCUUUUCAAAUCCAGGUUUUGAUAGACAUUUCAUCGACACCACAAGAAAAAAAGCAACUCAACCUUGGUCUGAAGAAGAUAUAGUUAAGUUAAAGAAUCUUGUAGAAAUACAUGGUAAAGAUUGGAAUAAAAUUGGGUCUCAAUUGGCAGGGAAAACAUGUGAAGAAUGUGAGGAAUAUUAUACGAACCACUUGACAAUAUCUGAAAACAAUGAUAAAGCAUGGACUGAAAAAGAAAAGCAAUCAUUAAAAGACUUAUUAGAAAAAUAUGGUACGGAUUAUGAUCGGAUUGCAAGAUUUAUUCCUGGGAAAUCACAAGAAUCAAUUAGAUCAUAUGUUACUAUACAUAAACAAGAACUUUUACCCAAAGAACUUGAAAUGUACGUGAAUGAAUCGAAUGUGCCACCAUGGACAGAAGAUGAAGAAAAUAAAUUGAUUAACCUUGUAAGACUUUAUAGAGAAGAAUGGAAAAUGAUAUCAGAUUAUCUACCUGAAAGAUCACCAAUUGCUUGCAAACGUAAAUAUUAUACUAUUUUACAUCCAAAUCUUCCAAAGGUUGAAGCGACCUCUUAA